CAAUAAGAUACUCCAAGGAGUUGACGGCAGCCAAUGUCCAACAGUAGGAGCCCGACACACAGGACAAACAGAACCAUCCUCCUCACUGCCGGAGCAUCUCUUCUCCUAUUGUUUGAGACAUACCCGACGCCGAGCUGGCUUCGUAUAGCGCUGUAGGGAAAUCCAAGAUGGGCAAGGACCUUAGGAAGCCGAAGGGCAAAAUGUCCUCAUAUGCCUACUUUGUGCAAACAUGCAGAGAGGAGCAUAAGAAGAAACACCCCGAAGCCUCUGUCAACUUUGCAGAGUUCUCCAAGAAAUGCUCUGAGCGAUGGAAGACAAUGUCACAGAAAGAGAAAGGCAAAUUUGAAGAUUUGGCCAAACUGGACAAGUUGCGUUAUGAGAGGGACAUGAAGAAUUACGAUCCCCCCACGGGCCAGAAGAGGAAGCGAUUCAAGGACCCCAAUGCCCCCAAGAGACCACCGUCUGCAUUCUUCCUGUUCUGUGGUGACUUUCGUCCAAAGGUAAAAAGCGAGCAUCCUGGACUCACCAUUGGGGACACAGCAAAGAAGUUGGGAGAGAUGUGGAACAGCUCCUCUGCAGAGAACAAGCAGCCAUAUGAGAGGAAGGCUGCCAAGUUGAAGGAGAAGUAUGACAAGGAUGUCGUUGCUUACCGCACAAAGGGCACAGUGGAAGUAGCAUCUGCUGCUGCUGCUGCUGCUGCUCCUGCUCCCACAGCGGACGAUGAUGAUGACGAAGACGAAGAAGAUGAGGAGGAAGACGACGAUGAUGAGGAUGAUGAGUAGAUUGCAUAGGGGUGGGACCUGAAUUUUUGUUUAUGCCAUAUAACCCUACUAUAUUCAAUUCACCAUCUUGAAACAUAAGUCAGAUUGAACAAGAACAUGUGUAUAUUUAAUGUUUUUAAGAUGUACAGUGUUAUUCUCCUUUUUUUGUAAAGUUAACACUACAUAUCUUAAGUUUGGGAUUUUCUAGUGGUAGUUCUUUAUCUCCUGCCAUGUGUAACAAUUUUGGAGGAUUUAAAAUCAGUAUAAAAGUAACUAGUCUUUAGGUGUUACAACUCAAAAAUGAGAGUUCCGAGUUGGUAGUGUAUUUUUAUUUUAUUUUGAAAAAUAUUUUUUUAUGUGCUGUCCCAAUGUCUUUUUAUUGUUCUUUGAAUACCACUCUAAUAUCAAAUACAGCUGUUGACAUUAAAAAAUGUCUUCAAUAAAGGUCGUUUCUUUUUUAAAUAA
Cottoperca gobio is the source of this 1226-nucleotide messenger RNA. RefSeq names its product high mobility group-T protein-like. NCBI's taxonomy places the organism in Eukaryota, Metazoa, Chordata, Actinopteri, Perciformes, Bovichtidae. Gene Ontology annotation, cellular component: nucleus. The transcript has 5 exons. Gene Ontology annotation, biological process: regulation of transcription by RNA polymerase II. The coding region runs from base 168 to 782 and encodes 204 amino acids. The record is from RefSeq and is a predicted model, not a curated record. Gene Ontology annotation, molecular function: DNA binding.